This is a messenger RNA of Prunus armeniaca (apricot), 2466 nucleotides long. The record is from the annotation of a GenBank genome assembly. NCBI's taxonomy places the organism in Eukaryota, Viridiplantae, Streptophyta, Magnoliopsida, Rosales, Rosaceae.
AUGUACUCACUUUUCAAUGGAGUAUUGUUGGUUUGCUCCAAGCAUUUGGAGCUGGGAGGGAAUGAGACUGAUAGGCUGGCCCUGCUAGCCAUCAAAGCUCAAAUAAAGCAAGAUCCUCAUAAUGUAACGAGCUCCUGGAAUGAAUCCAUUCACUUUUGCUCGUGGCACGGUGUCUCCUGCGGUCGACGCCAUCGCCAGAGGGUCACAAGGCUGGACCUCCGAUCUCAAAAGCUGGCAGGGUCCCUAUCCCCACACAUAGGAAACCUAAGUUUCCUAAGGGCACUAGAGCUCCGAAACAACAGCUUUAGUCAUGAAAUCCCUCCACAAAUUGGGCAUUUGCAUAGAUUGCAGGUGCCGGAUAUCCGAAAGCUUCAUAAUCUAUCCCUAUUCGUCAUUUAUAUGAAUCAUCUUGGAAGCGGUACAGAUGGUGAUUUGACUUUCGUCUCGGACUUGACCAAUGCCACAGAGUUAAGGCAAUUGCUUAUAUAUGACAACUAUUUUGGAGGAUCGUUGCCCACAUCAAUAUCCAACCUCUCGACCAAGCUUGAAGCGUUUUGGUUGUACGAAAACCAAGUACGUGGAAGCAUCCCGACAGACAUAGGGAAGUUGGUCAGCUUGGAAUCGUUGUUAAUGAAUCAAAAUCGACUCACCGGUAGCAUCCCCACUGAAAUUCAGAAGCUUUCAAGCCUUGUGGAAUUAGAUAUUUCCAUGAAUGCAUUAUCAGGAAGCAUUCCAUCCUCCUUAGGAAAUUUGACCAAGUUAUACAAACUCUUCUUACAAGGAAAUAAUCUUGAAGGCGUCAUCCCUUCAAGCUUGGGGAAUUUCCAGCGGUUGAUAGUAUUGGAUUUAUCUAAUAAUAAACUUAGCGGCGCAAUACCUCAACAAGUUAUCGGCCUCCCGUCCUUAUCACUGCUUUUGAACUUGUCGACGAACAACUUUACGGGUUCUCUUCCGAUGGAGGUUGGAAAGUUGAAGAGUCUAGGUGUACUGGACGUUUCUAAUAACAUGUUAUCCGGUGAACUUCCUAGUAGCCUUGGUUCAUGUGAGAGUUUAGAAGUUUUGCACUUGCAAGGCAACUUCUUCAAGGGGUCUAUUCCCUCAUCUAUGAUUGGGGUGAAAGCAAUAGAAGAAUUAGACCUUUCUCGCAACAAUUUGUCGGGUGAAAUUCCAAAAUUCUUAGGGGGCUUUGUCUUCUUGAAGAAACUAGACCUAUCAUUCAAUGAAUUUUGGGGAGCGGUACCAACUGGAGGAGGUGCUUUUAAAAAUGCAAGUGCGAUUUCAAUUACCGGCAACACCAAGCUCUGCGGGGGAAUUGCUGAUCUCCAACUGCCCAAGUGCAAGUCCCAAAAAGGAGGAUCAUCUCGUAGCUCGAAAUUAAUAAUCCCGUUAGUACUUUCCGGACUUGCUCUUCUUGGAAUAGUUAUGGUGAUGUCCUAUUUCUUCCUCUGUUCGUCAAGAAGAAAAAGGAAAGAGAUUCCGCUGAGCACAUUGGCGAACAAUUUUUUGCAAGUGUCAUAUGCUACUCUCCUAAGAGCUACUGACGAGUUCUCUUCGGCUAAUUUGAUUGGGGCAGGCAGUUUUGGGUCUGUGUACAAAGGAAUUCUUGAUGAUAAUGAUAAACAUCAACUUGUUGCUGUGAAGGUGUUCAACUUGUUACGCCAUGGAGCAUCGAAGAGUUUCAUGGCCGAAUGUGAGGCUUUAAGAAACAUCAAGCAUCGAAAUCUUGUCGAGAUUAUAACUGCGUGUUCAAGUGUUGACUUUCAUGGUAAUGACUUCAAGGCUCUGGUUUACAAGUACAUGGACAGAGGAAGCUUAGAGGAGUGGCUGCAUCCUCCUACUGAAAUUGAAGAGGUAAGAGAGGCACUCAAUCUAGAGCAAAGGCUAGACAUUGCGGUUGAUGUCGCUUGUACAUUGGAUUAUCUUCAUAAUCAUUGUGAAACACCGAUAGUUCAUUGUGAUCUCAAGCCAAGCAAUGUUCUUUUGGACAACGAGAUGACUGGACAUGUUUCUGACUUUGGCCUCGCAAGAUUUCUCUCCCAAGAAGCUGGUAUUAAUGUUUCCAACAAUCACACAAGUUCCAUUGGAAUAAAAGGAACAGUUGGUUAUGCUGCUCCAGAGUACGGUAUGGGAAGUGGGGUGUCAACAAAUGGAGAUGUCUACAGCUUUGGUAUUCUUCUGUUAGAGAUGUUCGUAGGAAAGCGACCCACCGACGACAUGUUUAAUGGGGACCUAAACCUUCAUACUUAUGUUAAAGUGGCUUUCCCUAAUCGAGUUAUGGAGAUUGUAGAUUCAACACUGUUUGAAGGAGGCACCAACGAGAGAAGGGUUCAAAAGAUUGAGGUAUGCUUGAAUUCAAUACUUAGAAUUGGAAUUGAAUGCUCUGCUGAUUCUCCAACGGAUCGUCUGAAGAAUAUCAGUGAUGUUGCAUCUGAGUUGCAUUCCAUUAGAGACGUUCUUCUUGGUUAG